UCUUGCCCCUAUCUCUCUCUCUCUCUCUCGCCUUCCUAUAUAAUGGCCUUUGACCAAAUUAAAAAGGCCAAUAGUGAGAGUGAAAUCCAGUCAUAUUGCCGAGAGGAGCAGAAAGCAAAACAAAAAGCACAAUCCCAUUCGUAAAACUAGCACGCAGGAAUCUAUGGCUUCUUGGAAGAAAACCAUCACAUCCCAGUUCAAAAAAGCCUGCACUUUCUUCAAUCAGCAACCACGGGAUAAGAAGUCACAAAGAGGUACUUAUUUUGUGGGUGCAGGGCAUGAAAACCGUGUUAUGGAUCUACAUGGGGAGGUGCAGGCAUGUGCUUAUGAGGAUGUCCAAGUCAUGUGGUCGAUUCUCGACAAGUCCAAGUCCACAGCCUGCCACAUCAAUUCCUGAAUUUUUUUUGUUCAAUUAGUUUCGCAUCAUCCAUGAUAUGGCCCGCUUCCCGCCGAUGGUGUUUUGCAUGUAUUGACAUUUGUAGAUAUGAUGUGCAUGGCGGGAUUGAUCAUCUCAUCGUGUUCAAGUGAUGGACGAGACUAGUAGAGAUCGCGUCGGCGGCCGAUCGUAGGAUGCUUUUGAGUUGAAUAGGAAUUAUGUUGGAAUUAGAAAUUAUGAGUCGAAGAAUUAAGAUGUUAUUUUAUAGGGAAUCCCCGUGAUUAAAUGAAAUCAAUGGAGAGAUUUUUAAUGGUCUUUUGUAUAUUUAUUUGAAAUUGUUUUUAUAUUAGAAAAUAUGUUUACUGUUAAAUGAUGGUGAA
This is a messenger RNA of Theobroma cacao (cacao), 756 nucleotides long. Its product is annotated as SsrA-binding protein. Lineage: Eukaryota; Viridiplantae; Streptophyta; Magnoliopsida; Malvales; Malvaceae. The record is from RefSeq and is a predicted model, not a curated record.